Messenger RNA from Galeopterus variegatus (Sunda flying lemur), 2507 nucleotides. RefSeq names its product secretogranin II (gene SCG2). The record is from RefSeq and is a predicted model, not a curated record. Lineage: Eukaryota; Metazoa; Chordata; Mammalia; Dermoptera; Cynocephalidae. Gene Ontology annotation, cellular component: secretory granule. The transcript is spliced from 3 exons. The coding region runs from base 163 to 2016 and encodes 617 amino acids.
GAGCCCGGUGACGUCAGUGUGGCAGUGCGGAGUCAGGCGCCCGGCUCUCUAUAAGCCCAGGAGCUGUCCGGGUGCUGAAACCCAAGGAGCUCACCUGGCGGACCAGGAGGAAAAUGCGGGGAGCCUUCUCUGCCAUAUAAAAAAAGAGGAAAUCUUUCAAACAUGGCAGAAGCUAAGACCCACCGGCUUGGAGCAAUCCUGUCUCUUAUCUCUUUAAUCUUCCUCAUCUAUGGGGCUGAGGCGGCUUCAUUUCAGCGAAAUCAGCUGCUUCAGAAAGACCCAGACCUCAGAUUGGAAAGUGUCCAAAAGUUUCCCAGUCCUGAAAUGAUCAGGGCUUUGGAAUACAUAGAAAAACUCCGGCAACAAGCUCACAAAGAAGAAAGCAGCCCAGACUAUAAUCCCUACCAAGGUGUCUCUGUUCCCCUCCAGCAAAAAGAAAAUGGUGAUGAAAGUCACUUGCCAGAAAAUUCAAGGGAUUCCCUGAGCGAAGAUGACUGGAUGAGGAUAAUACUUGAAGCUUUGAGACAGGUUGAAAACGAGCCUCAGUCUGCACCAAAAGAAAAUAAACCCUAUGCCUUGAAUUCAGAAAAGAACUUUCCAAUGGACAUGAGUGAUGAUUAUGAGACACAGCAGUGGCCAGAGAAAAAGCUUCAGCACAUGCGAUUCCCUCCUAUGUAUGAAAAUUCCAGGGACAACCCCUUUAAACGCACUAACGAAAUAGUGGAGGAACAAUACACUCCUCAAAGUCUUGCUACACUGGAAUCGGUCUUCCAAGAGCUGGGAAAACUGACAGGCCCAAACAACCAGAAGCGUGAGAGGGCUGCUGAGGAACAAAAGCUUUACACAGAUGAUGAAGAUGAUAUCUACAAGACCAAUAACAUUGCCUAUGAGGAUGUGGUUGGGGGAGAAGAUUGGAGUCCAGUAGAGGAGAAAGUAGAGAGUCAGACGCAGGAAGAGGUGAGAGACAGCAAAGAGAACAUAGAAAAUAAUGAACAAAUCAAUGAGGAAAUGAAACGUUCAGGGCAGUUGGGCCCCCAGGAUGAUCUCCAGAAAGAGAAUAAAGAUCAACUUACAGGUGAUGUUUCCAAAGUAAUUGCCUAUUUGAAAAGGUUAGUGAAUGCUGCAGGAAGUGGAAGGUCACAGAAUGGGCAAAAUGGGGAAAGGGCAAACAGGUUUUUUGAGAAACCACUUGAUUCUCAGUCUAUUUAUCAGCUGAUUGAUAUCUCAAGGAAUUUCCAGAUACCCCCCGAAGACUUAAUUGACAUGCUCAAAACCGGGGAGAAGCCAAGUGCAUCGGUGGAACUGGAGCAGGGGCUUGAACUUCCUGUUGACCUAGAUGGCAUCUCGGAGGCUGACUCAGACCAUCCAGACCUGUUUCAGAAUAAGAUGCUCUCCAAGAGUGGCUUCCCCAAAACACCUGGCCGUGCUGUGACAGAGGCCCUACCUGAUGGACUUAGUGUUGAGGACAUUUUAAAUCUUUUAGAGAUGGAGAAUGCAGCAAAUCAGAAACCCCCAUAUUUUCCCAAUCAGUAUAACCGAGAGAAGGUUCUGCCGAGGCUCCCCUAUAGUCCUGGAAGAUCUAGAGCAAACCAGCUUCCCAAAGCUGCCUGGAUGCCAGAUGUUGAAAACAGGCAAAUGGCAUAUGAAAAUAUGAAUGACAAGGAUCAAGAAUUAGGAGAGUACUUGGCUAGGAUGCUGGUUAAAUACCCUGAGAUCAUUAAUCCCAACCAGGUGAAGCGAGUUCCCAGUCAAGGCUCAUCUGAAGAUGACCUGCAGGAAGAAGAUCCAAUUGAGCAAGCCAUCAAAGAGCAUUUGAAUCAAGGCAGCUCUCAGGAGACUGACAAAAUGGCCCCGGUUAGCAAAAGGUUCCCUGUGGGACCCCCGAAGAAUGUUGAUACCCCAAAUAGACAGUACUUGGAUGAAGACCUGUUAAUAAAAGUGCUGGAGUACCUCAACCAAGAAAAGGCAGAAAAAGAAAGGGAGCAUAUUGCUAAGAGAGCAAUGGAAAAUAUGUAAGCAGCUUUCAUUAAUUGCUCUUCACUCCUCCUACCCCAAGCAAACCCCAGCAUUUCUCUUUAGUGUGUUGACUUCUAUCCUGUUAACACUGUAAUAUCUUUAAAUGAUAUACAGGCAGAUGAUUCCAGGUCCCUGGGAAGUCUGCUGCACUUAUUCUGAGCUGUUUUCUUGUGUAUGGAUAUGUGUAAAUGUUAUGACUUCUGGAUAAAAAAAUUUAUUAUGUCCCUUAUUCAAGAAAGAUAUCUAUGAUAAUGUUUAUUGUGUAUCUAAUGGCUGUGGCAUUGGUGAUUCUCACAUAUGAUAAAAAAAAAUGUCCUGUAAUUCUCUUGAAAGUUUUUAAUAUUUACUGAAUUAUUUUGUUAUUGUCUGUAGUGUUUUGUGGAGUAUUGGAGCCCCCCCCCAAAUAAAGCAUUAUAAAUAUAUAGUUUUAUUUAUAAGGCCUUUUCUAUUGUGUGUUUUAUUGUUGAUUAAUAAAUGUUAUUUCUGGACAA